CAUUUAUAUAUAUAGAGAGGAGAGGUUUGCAUCACUAAGCAAAAGGAAUUAAGUAGUAUACAAAGGAGCAUGUUCCACAGUAAAUGGUUUUGAUUAGCACUGAUCAUACAUUUGAGAAGGUGGUUUCGAUAAUCAAAAGAAUGGGACAUCAAUGUUGCAGCAAACAAAAAGUCAAGAGAGGGUUAUGGUCUCCUGAAGAAGAUGAGAAACUAAUCAACUUCAUUACAACCCAUGCUCAUGCUUCUUGGAGUUCUGUCCCUAAGCUUGCAGGGCUGCAAAGAUGUGGAAAAAGUUGCAGAUUGAGAUGGAUAAACUACUUGAGACCAGAUCUAAAACGAGGUUCAUUUAGUGCUGAAGAAGAGAUGACAAUUGUUGAUGUUCAUAGAAUUAUUGGCAACAAAUGGGCUCAAAUAGCUAAACAUUUACCAGGUAGAACCGACAAUGAAGUGAAGAACUUUUGGAACUCAUGCAUCAAGAAGAAACUUCUUGCACAAGGCUUAGAUCCCAACACUCAUAAUCUUAUCUCUGCUACUUAUAAUUCUUGUCAUAAGCAAAACCGCUGCAACAGGAACAACCAUAUUAUUGUUAAUCCAUGCAGGUUCGUCUCAGACAAAUCAAAUCAACAACAACCAACUUCAGUCUUCACAAUCAGUAACAAUUUUUCCUUGGACAUGAAGAAAACUACGGAACCAGUUAUCCCUGUCCCUCCUCCAUUUCAUAUUUCUUCAAACCAAAACCCUAGUUUCUUUGAUUGCACAACUCAGUCUUGUUCCGCUUCGAAUCCAUCUGCGUUCGGGACGAUUAUAGACGACAACUGCUUGAGGAGUGAACCCAUGAUUCAACCCUCAAGACUUGAUCAAGAACUACAAGUUGUUGAAACUGAUGAGAAAAUGAUCAAUGAGUUUAGUUAUGGAAAGAAAAACAUGGAUAAUUAUUUUGAUCAAUACUCUAACUUUGAUUUUGAUUUUGAUUUUGCUGCAGACAUGUAUCAUAGUUCAAGCCUUAUAGAUCAACUUACAUGGGAUUAAUUCA
Molecule: messenger RNA, 1032 nt
Organism: Mercurialis annua (annual mercury)
Lineage: Eukaryota; Viridiplantae; Streptophyta; Magnoliopsida; Malpighiales; Euphorbiaceae
Product: transcription factor MYB10-like
Exons: 2
Coding region: 84-1028 (314 amino acids)
Source: RefSeq, a predicted model, not a curated record